AUUACCAUAACUUGAUCAAAUCCCAUUUCAAUUCCAAAUCAAACUCCUCCAAAAAUGGCCUCUUCUUCUUCUGAAGCCAACCUAGCCACGGCCAAGACUGUCCUCUCUGCCGUGGCUUCCGUGGCCGCAACGGCAAUGCUGGCAAGGUCUAUAGCCCAAGACUUCCUCCCCCAUGAGGUCCGAGACUACUUCUUCUCCAGCAUCAGUACCUUCUUCAGUCGCUUCUCUAACCAACUCACCAUGGUCAUCGACGAGUUCGAUGGCCUCGUCAACAACCAGAUUUACGAGUCUGCUGAGGUCUACCUCGGCUCCAAGGUGUCUCCAUUGAUGCAGAGGCUCAAAGUCAGCAAACCGGAGAAAGAGAAGAAUAUCACUAUCACCAUUGAUAGCAAUGAGGAGAUUGUGGACUUCUUCAAAGGGGUCAAGUUCAACUGGAUCUUGGUCUCAAGGCAGGUUAAGACCAAGGACUUCUACAACCCUCGUGACAUGAAUUCGACUCUGAGGUCACAAGUUAGGUGCUUUGAGCUCAGCUUCCACAAGAAGCACUUGGACUUGGUUGUGAACUCUUAUUUCCCCCACAUUUUGGAACAAGCAAAAUCCAUGAAGCAAGAAAAGAAGACGAUCAAAAUCUUCACUAUGGAUCCUAGCAAUCUCUACCACAACUUGGCAGAUGCUUGGACUCCGACAAAUCUCGAUCACCCUGCAACCUUUGAGACCUUGGCUCUGGACACGGAGAUUAAGAAUUUCAUUCUUCGAGACCUGGACAGGUUCAUCAAGAGGAAGGAGUACUAUAGGAAAGUUGGCAAGGCAUGGAAACGAGGGUACUUGUUGUACGGACCGCCGGGAACUGGAAAAUCGAGCUUGAUUGCUGCAAUGGCGAAUUACUUGAACUUUGACAUCUAUGACUUGGAGCUCACGGGACUCAGGUGCGACUCUGAGCUUAGGAGGCUGCUCAUUUCAAUGGCGAAUAGGUCAAUACUGGUUGUGGAAGAUAUUGAUUGCACCAUUGAAUUCCAAGAUCGAAUGGCUGAGGUAAAGACCGAGGAUGGAUCCCCAAGACAGCAGGUGACACUCUCAGGAUUGCUCAAUUUCAUUGAUGGGCUAUGGUCGAGUUGUGGAGAUGAGAGGAUCAUAAUCUUCACAACUAAUCACAAAGAGAAGCUUGACGCUGCACUCUUGCGCCCUGGUCGCAUGGACGUUCAUGUUAACAUGUCCUACUGCACUCCAACUGGGUUCAGGCUUCUUGCAGACAAUUACCUCGGAAUCAAAGACCACAAAUUGUUUGAGGCAAUUGAGAAACAAAUCGAGAGCACUGAAGUAACACCUGCAGAAGUAGCCGAGCAACUCUUACAGGGUGAUGAGCCAGACGGUGCACUGCAGGGCCUGAUUGAAUUUCUUACGGUGAAGAAGAAGGAAAAUGAGGAAGCCAAAGAGAAGAAGAAGCUAGAAGAGCUAGAAGCAAAGAAAAAGCAAAAGGAAAAGCAAACCGUUGCUGAGGAAGCCAAGAAUAAGAAGGAUGAGAAACAAGAUGGUGAUGACAAAAGUAACAAGGAAGUAAACAUUUGAUCGAUGAUGAUGAAAAUAGUAACAAGUUAGUAUACAUUUUGAUGACAAUGAAAGCAAAUAAAAGAUAUCUGUUAGCUACUAGUUUGAAGAUGACAUUGAGGCUUUUGAAAGUGUCCUGAUUACAUGACAUUGACGAGUCUUUGUAAACUAUAAAUGAGGAGGUCUAUUCUAGCUUCAGUUGAA
Messenger RNA from Argentina anserina (silverweed cinquefoil), 1749 nucleotides. Its product is annotated as AAA-ATPase At3g50940-like. Lineage: Eukaryota; Viridiplantae; Streptophyta; Magnoliopsida; Rosales; Rosaceae. The record is from RefSeq and is a predicted model, not a curated record. The transcript is spliced from 4 exons. Bases 55 to 1566 code for a protein of 503 amino acids. Gene Ontology annotation, molecular function: ATP hydrolysis activity; ATP binding.